This is a messenger RNA of Amaranthus tricolor (Joseph's coat), 3412 nucleotides long. RefSeq names its product AMSH-like ubiquitin thioesterase 2. The record is from RefSeq and is a predicted model, not a curated record. The transcript is spliced from 2 exons. Gene Ontology annotation, molecular function: protein binding; K63-linked deubiquitinase activity; metal-dependent deubiquitinase activity. Gene Ontology annotation, cellular component: endosome; membrane. NCBI's taxonomy places the organism in Eukaryota, Viridiplantae, Streptophyta, Magnoliopsida, Caryophyllales, Amaranthaceae. Gene Ontology annotation, biological process: protein K63-linked deubiquitination. The coding region runs from base 2737 to 3405 and encodes 222 amino acids.
UUCUACUUUUUUGCUUUGAAGUGAACCGACUUCUACUUAGAUUGAGUUCAAUUGGUCGGAUAAAAAUGAAUAUUAUUUGCGUAUUACCAAAUUUACCCAAAAUUCUAUUGGAACAGGGGAAGGGCGGAAGGCCGAUUACUGACGCAUUCAUUCACCUUCUACUUAUCCUUCCCUCCUUUCUCCUUUCUCCUUUCUCUCUCUCUUCCAAUUUUACAGAUUUUAAACACCCAAAUUAACUGAUUAUUAUUUAUUGAUUAUAUUUACAAAAAUCACCAAUUUUUUUUUUUUUUUACUUUCUGUGUUUCUUUUGGUGUAACAUGCAGGAAUCAGACAGAUAUCAGGAAAGCUCUGCAUCAUUUUAAUUACUUCCAAGAUUAAAGUUGUCGCUGGGGAGGAUGUUUAGAUGAACGCAACUGUCAUGAGUGAACAACCGGUCCAACCGGUCCUCAAGACUUGCCACAAGAGAAAUAAAAAGAGCGGGACAGCUGUCAUGUAAAUGUUAGUCUGUGGAAUUGUUUUGAUAAGGUGUCUUAGUGAGUCUUGUGUUGACUCCUAUAUAAGGCCAACAUUGUACAUAUUCUGAUUUGUCAAAUAAGAAAUAAAAGAAAGGAUUGGAUUAGGAGCCUUACUGUAGCUCGAAUACUGUCUAUAUUGUGUGGUGUUCGUCUCUUCUUUUCUUAGUUUUCUUGUUUGAUUACUCACCUUAGCAAAUUGCAGACAUUGACAGAAGCAAUCUGUCACAAAGGUAUCAGAGCAUAGUUCGUUCUGUGGGAAGAUUUUUUUUUUUUUUUUCAAGAAUUCAUGGAUUCCCUUGAAGAAAGUUUAGCAAAAUUGAAGGAUGCUAUGGCAAGCCAGAUGAGGAUAGAAGUAGGGGCUGGUGGAGGAACGAUUUACCCGUAAGCAAGAGAAAACCGACCAGAUCUUGGCCGUUUUAUUGGAGGGACAGGGAAAAUUGUUCCAGAGAGAAGAGAAGGAGGAGCCGGUAUGUCGACGGUGGUCGUCUCAGGACGAAACUGAUGGGGAAUGGAAGACUUACCGGAAUCGAAGGAUGAAUGAGAGAGAGGCCUUGAUUGAGGAGGACGUCAGUGGUGGAGAGCGGUGCAAUUGGCGGCUACUGAAAUUGGAAAUACCCCCUUUUAGUGGGGAAGAUCUGGAUUCUUGGAUACGGAAGGCAGAAAAAUAUUUUUCCUUUUACCAGUCAAAUGAGAGAGAGAAGUUGGAGGCGGCGACGGUGAGUUUCGAGGGGGAAGCCGAGAUGUGGUUUGAUUGGGAGGAGCAAAAUGGCACUAUGCGGAAUUGGUACAACUUAAAGAAGUUGAUUCAUGGUCGGUUUUGGCCGUGGGAUGAAAGAGAGAUGUGAAUUUCGGUUGGCCGCGGAGCAAACGGGGACAGUGGCCGAUUAUUGUCGGGAGUUUGUGACUAGGUUAACACACUUGGGAAGGAAGGAGGAGAGUUUGAUGGUGCGAGCUUUCUUGAGAGGGUUGAAGGAGGAGAUCAAAACUGAGUUAAAGAUGUUGGGCCCAUUAAUUUGGGUCAAGCAAUGUCAUGGGCCGAAGAAAUUGAGGCAAAGGUGGCGACCCAAUCUUGGUUGGGAAGAAGAAUUGAACCAGCCCAAAAACCUUACCCAUUUAAUAACCGAAAUUACCCAGCUCAACCCUACCCAGUUCAACCUUAUAACUGACCCAAAAAUUACCCCACCCAAAAUUACCCAAAACCCCCCCCACAAUAAUGCCAUAAAUAAUUCAAGAACCCCUUACCCACAGCCAUUUCGAAAUAGAGAGUUCAGUGGGAAUAUGGCAAGUUGCAAUAAUCCAAUCUUCGAGGACCGGAUUCGGCGACUUACCGACAAGGAGUUUAGGGAAAAACGGGCGAAAGGUUUAUAUUUUUAAUGCGAUGCCAAGUGGUCCGUAAAUCAUGUUUGUAGUAAGAAGGAAUUGAGUGUGCUUAUCGGGAGUGUCGAGGAUGAUGUCAAGGCCGCCAAUGAAAAUGUUGUGGAAGAAACGAAGGUCGAGGAGGAUAAUGAUUCUAUAAUUUCGUUAAAUUCAGUCGUCGGCAUUACCAAUCCCAAAACAAUGAAAAUGUUGGGGCGAAUUGGGACGGAGGACUUGAUAAUGAUGAUCGAUUCGGGAGCAACCAAGAACUUCAUUUCCAAUAAAGCUGUGCAGAAAUUGGGAAUUACGUUUGAAGAAUGUGAAAGUUAUGGGGUAAUCUUGGGAAAUGGGGAUGAGAUAUUGGGAUAAGGAGUUUGUAGGAGGGUGACUUUACACUUGCAGGGAUUGUUGAUAGAGCAAGAUUUCUUAUCUUUAGAGUUGGGAAAUUCCGAUGUGAUCCUUGGGGUGCAAUGGUUGGAGACUUUGGGCCUGAUGACUUCAAAUUGGAAGACGUAGACUAUGCAAUUUUUGUGGGAAGGAAGAUCGGUGUUGUUGGUAGGCGAUCCUUCGUUGAAACGACGCGAAUUUGCUUGAAGGCGAUGAUCAGGGAAUUACGAAUGGAAGGAGGAGGAACCUUUGUUGAGUAUAAUGGUAUAGAGAAUUGUUUGAAAGAGGUUCCUAUUCCGGCUGAAUUGAUGGGUUUGUUUGAGGAGUAUUUCGAUGUGUUUCAACCGUUAACAACCCUACCACCCACUCGACAACAAGACCAUGCCAUGAACUUGAAGGAGGGAACCAUCCGAUUAAUGUAUGCCCUUAUAGAUAUCCCCACAGUCAAAAGAAUGAGAUUGAACGUUUAGUGAAGGAUAUGUUGAAAGCCGGCUUGAUACAACCAUCCAUAAGUCCAUUCUCAAGCCCCAUUAUCUUGGUUAAGAAGAAGGAUGGGUCUUGGAGGUUUUGUGUCGAUUAUAGAGCAUUAAAUAAAGUUACGGUGGCGGACAAGUAUCCCAUUCCGAUGAUAGAUGAAUUGUUAGAUGAGUUACAUGGUGUACGGAUCUUUACUAAGCUCGAUCUUAAGUCGGGCUAUCAUCAAAUCCGAAUGCGGCAACAAGAUAUACAAAAGACCGCGUUUAGGACUCAUGAAGGGCAUUAUGAGUUCUUAGUCAUGCCUUUCGGAUUAACAAAUGGUCCAUCUACGUUCCAAUCUUUAAUGAAUGAAAUAUUUCGACCCUAUUUACGGAAGUUCGUCUUAGUAUUUUUUGAUGAUAUAUUGAUGUAUAGUAGAGACGAAGACGUGCAUAAGCACCAUGUCGAACUAGUGCUCCGGUGUUUGUGGGAAAAUGCUAUGGUGGUGAAUGGUGGAAAAUGUGAAUUUAGUGUUAGACGAGUGGCUUAUUUGGGACAUAUCAUAUCCGAGAAAGGGGUAGCGGUGGAUGAUGAGAAGGUAGAAGCUAUGUUAGAUUGGCCGACGCCUAAAAAUUUGAAGGAAUUGCGUGGGUUUCUUGGACUUAUGGGAUAUUAUCGGCGUUUCGUGUAAGGGUAUG